Tetrahymena thermophila SB210 is the source of this 2346-nucleotide messenger RNA. RefSeq lists its product as hypothetical. The record is from RefSeq and is a predicted model, not a curated record. Lineage: Eukaryota; Ciliophora; Oligohymenophorea; Hymenostomatida; Tetrahymenidae. The transcript has 8 exons.
AUGAAGUAGCAACAAUAAUCUUAGUAUUUUAUUUCAUCUGCUUAUUUACCUACCUCUGCAGAUAUUGUUUCAACUGAGGCUACCAAUCAUUAAAAUUAAAAUAGUAAUAAAAGCUUAAAUAAAUUUAGUCAUUUAAAUUCACUGAUUGAAGAAUUUAAUAAGGAAUUUACCUAAAACCAUACUAUCAAAAAUUUAAAUUUAAAUGAUUCAAGCAGGUACUCUUUUAUGGAUACAUUGGGUGGAAAUAACUUACCCACUGAGCCUAAGGAAGCUGAACCUAAAUUUUACAAAACUACUACUCCUACUAACAGCAGCUAACAGCGUAUAAAUAUUAAUAAUACUUAGUGCAAUCAGUAAUAAAUAAAUAGCAGCUCUAAUGAAACAACUCUCGUAAAGCAACUUUAAAAAAAUGAAACACUACUCAAUAAAGCUUAUGAUAUCAUAAAUCACUUUAGAACUGAUUUAUAAAUGGAGUAAUUAACUUAAUAAAUUAAUAAUAAAAUUUAAUUGUUUAAUUCAAAUGCAAUUAAUGGUGUUAUUAAUUCAUCGUCUACUCCUUAAAACUAAUAAAAUUUUUCUUAAUCAUUUAUUAACUUCCCAUAGCAAAACUAAAGUACUAUCCAUUAAUCAAAUUUAUGUAGUAUUGGUCCAUCUAGCAACAAUUUAAUUAAAAAGCGUAAUAAAAGUUUAUGUGCAGACUGCACCAUCAAUACUACUUUACCAACUAGAGAUAUUGCUUAUUAAUCACUAAACAAUACCACUAUAGAUCUCGAUUUGUAAGAUAAACUAUACUAAAGCAAUAAGAAUUUAUAAGAUAACAUAAUUAAAUUGAAUGAAGCAAAUAAAAUCAUAAAAUAAUUAUAAGAUUAGGAUAUAAGAAAUAAAGAAUAAAUUGAAAACUAUUAGAAAUAGCAUGAAAAUAUGAAGCAGAAAUUGAAGAUGUCUUUGAAAAAAUUAAAAGAAUUAAAGGAUAGAGAGACACAGAGAGAAUCAGAGAUAUGCAGCAUUAUGCAUAACUUCGAUAACACUCAACUUAUUGAAGAAAAAAGAGAGUUAGAAAGAAGACUGACAGCAACUAUAAAAUAUAAUGAAGAUCUUUUCUAAAAUUAUUCUAACAUUCUCAAAAUAAAUUCAGAACUGUAAAAUAAGAUAUUAGAAUAUGAAUAAGAAAAUCUUUUAAUUACUGAACAACUUAAGGAGUUUAGAGGCUAAAUGAAUAUUUUGAAAUAAACAGAAUACAAAGUUGAACAUUUAGAGCAUAAUAUCAGUAGAAUAGAAGAAACAAGUACUAUGACAGUCCCUGAAUUACAAAAAAAAGUUAAGCAAGUUUAGGAUGAGAGCAAUUAAAAAAUAGAAAUUGUUGGGUAUUGUAUAGAAUUCAUCGAAGCCUAGCUUAAUAGAGCAGUUGGAGGACUUUAAAGAAUACUGUAAGAUUCUAGCAUUCCAUUAUUAGGAAUGAAAAAUUACUUGAUUUUUAAUGAAUUAAGUGAAACUGCUAACUUAACAAAAGGUUAAGAUAUGAAAAAAAUAAUUUCAAAGCUAGAUAUAAGCUAAUAGUUACAAUAAAUAAUCCAAUAUAUAUGCACAAUUUCUUAUGCUGUAGUUUAAGAAUAAAUAAGCAACGCAAUAAAUCCUCUUGUUUAAUCGAUAGAUAGAAAAAUUCUCUUAGUUGAGACUGUUUUACCAAAGCUUAAAAAUAUAAUAUUGAAAUAAAAAGCUGAAAUUAAGGCUUUAAAAUAAAAUGCUUCUAUGUAAGAAAAUGAUGAUCUUUCUAGUUUAUUUUACAAAAACAAAAAUCAAAAAAAUUAAUAGAACUAAAAAAAUGAGUUUAGUAAGUUACAGGCUAAUAGUCGUUAAUCUUUAAGCUUUAAGAAAGAAUAGUUUGAUGAAUUUAACUAUUUAAAUUAAGAAAAUAUGGGAGAUUUUGCUAACAUCAACAAAUACCAAAAAGAUUAGUAUUAGUUAGAUCUUAUUAAUAAUAGCAUGAGCAGCAAUCACUUAUUUAAAAUUCAUGAUUCUCCUGACAAAAAGUGCCAUGAUGAAGAUUUAAAUUUAAAAUUAUUAUAAAUAAUUAACAAUGGAAUAAAGAAAUAUGAAGAUCUCUCAAACUAAAUGAAUCAACUUCAUCAAAAACUAGAAAUUACUUAUAAAAAUUUAUUGCAAAGUAAUAUUUCAGAAUAUCAUAUAAAAGGAGAGUUGUAAAAGCUUACAGAUACAAGCAUUAAUUUAUCUAAAAAUAUAGAGCUAUCAGAAUUAUAUAUUAAAAAAGAACUUGGGAUUAUAAAAGCAGAAAUAGAUUAUAAUCUAAAGCUACAGAGAUAAAUGGAAUUGCCAAAAAUGAUGUGA